Molecule: messenger RNA, 2872 nt
Organism: Lampris incognitus (smalleye Pacific opah)
Lineage: Eukaryota; Metazoa; Chordata; Actinopteri; Lampriformes; Lampridae
Product: zinc finger FYVE domain-containing protein 1
Exons: 12
Coding region: 39-2009 (656 amino acids)
Molecular function (GO): metal ion binding
Source: RefSeq, a predicted model, not a curated record
UUUCGCUUUGCCGUUUGGAGAUGUGUCAUUAAGCCAAAAUGUCGGAGCUGCUGAUGAAAGAGAUGGAAAACAUAUCCCUCAGUAACGGGAAGCCAGGGGAAGUGCAGGCCGACGGUGUGCGGAGUUUUCUGCUGGUGGACGAACAGGAAAACCUGCAGGUGCGUGAUGAGUUUGAGUUUGUGGAGCGGCUAAGCUGUGGGGAUGUUGCAGGCGUCAAGGUCCUCUCCAUCUUUGGAAACACUGGCGAUGGCAAGUCCCAUACCCUUAAUCACAUCCUUUUCGGGGGAGAGAGCGUGUUUUACACCUCCAAGUCUCCCAGCUCUUGCACCGUGGGGGUGUGGGCGGCCUAUGAUCCCACCCUCACCCUGGUUGUCCUGGACACAGAGGGGUUGCUGGGGGCCGCAACCAAUCAGAACCAGAGGAUGCGGCUGCUGCUCAAGGUGUUGGCGGUGUCGGACGUGGUGGUGUACCGAACGCGGGCCGAGCGGCUCCACAACGACAUGUUUCACUUCCUGAGCAGUGCCUCAGGGGCCUACCUGAAGCACUUCACCCCUGAGCUGAGGGCUCUGUCUAGUCGCUGUGGUCUAGAUGUGCCUCUGUCCUCCCUGGGGCCAGCUAUCAUCAUCUUCCAGGAGACCACACACACUCAGCUGCUAGGAUAUGAGUCAAAAGUGGCUGGCUAUGCCGAUAUACUGCUCCAGAGGCGUUUCCAUGACCUAGGCCUGGGGACAGAGGCCUUCAGCUCGGUGCAGUACGUGGGCACUCACACUGUCACACCUCCCACCGACUACACCCUGCUUCUGGAGGCCGUAAGGCAGCAAGUCAGGAACACACACACCCGCUCUCCACGCCAGCCCGGGAUAGUCUUCCAUGCUCUGGAAGCCCUGAGUGAGCGUUUCUGUGGGGAGAUCUCAGACGAUAGGAACACUCUAUAUUCCUUCUUCCCUGAUGAAUACUUCACCUGCUCCUCUGUCUGCCUCAGCUGCAAUGCACGCUGUAGGAAUGGAAUGAACCAUUUGAGAGACAGAGUCCCUCACAUGGCAGAUGGGCUGUGCCAGUAUGCACACCAGUACAACAACAAGGUUCUCAUCUGCAAGAGGUGCUAUGAAGGAGGCAGAGAGGUCAUAGUGGUGCCCAAGACCUCAGCUUCCACUGACAACCCAUGGCUUGGACUAGCAAAGUAUGCCUGGUCAGGCUAUGUAUUGGAGUGUGCUAGCUGUGGUAUAAUCUACCGCAGCAGACAAUACUGGCUCAGUAACCAGGACCCUGAAAGCAGCGUGGUGAGACCUGAGGUCAAGCAUGUAUGGGAAGGGUCGGAGGCCUUCCUGACAGACCAUCAGAACGCAGCCCAGAGGGUCCUGGAUGGCAUGAACUACGUGAUCCAGUCGGUGUCAGAGUACAGCAUGGGCCCCACCAAAGCUGUCACUGCCUGGCUCACCGACCAGGUUGCACCGCCCUACUGGAGGCCCAAUGCCCAGAUAACUGGGUGCCACGGCUGUCAGAAAGUGUUUGAAGAGGCAGAGAGGAAGCACCACUGCCGCUCAUGUGGCGAAGGCUUUUGCCAGCCCUGCUCCAGCUACAGGAUGCCUGUGCCAGAGAGGGGCUGGGGUGGUGCCCCUGUCAGGGUGUGUGAGGCGUGUUACCGCCACGGAGGGCUGCCGCACACCAAUAGUCAGGUGACUACAGCAGAGCCUCGUGGUCUCAUAGCUCGCAAGGUAACAGAGGUGGCCCAGAGUACUCUAGACAUGGUCAGCACAGCGGUGGACUACCCUCUCUGUUUUGUUAAGGGUGUAGCUCGGCCUGACUACUGGGUACCAGACCAGGACAUCGUCCAGUGUCACCAGUGUUCCAAAACCUUCAACCCCGCCAUGUCCAAGCACCACUGCAGGGCCUGUGGACAGGGCGUGUGCGGAGCCUGCUCCACACAUAUCAAGCCCGUCCCCUCCCGGGGUUGGGACCACCCAGUCAGGGUGUGUGACAGCUGCCAUGCACGAAAGGGCAGCCUGUGACGUCUGCCCCCCAGGGAAACAUUUCUGGACUAAAAUCAGGUGACCUCGAGUCAGGAAUAAGUCAGGCUUGGAAAAAAAACAAAAAACAAAGAACACUUAAUUGUGGCAAUACCGGUCCCAGCCAUAAGGGGCACUGUCCAUAUAGUACCUUAACGGCAGCACUGGAAUCACAUUAAUUUACAUGCAGUGGCUCGAAUGUUAGUUUGGUGUUCUAUCCCCUCACAGAUGCUGCAACACUAGAACUAAUACUAACUACUGGGUUACAGAAAAAGUUAUCUCUUCAACAUACCUCGUGUUUUAUGUGUGGUGAGGUAGAAUCAGUUUGUUCAUGUCCAACACGGUCCUUAGCUUCUCCACACUGCAGAACAUAUGAGUUUAAACACAGAUCAAAACCCUGACAGAGAACCCCAGUGGAUAAUAGCCGACUAUUCCGCUGUCGUAUCAAUUGGCAGUCAGAAAAAAUCACACGGAUGAAACAGGAAUCCGGCGAAAAGAUCAAAAGGGUAAAAGGGAAAGCUGACUUUGACUGACUAACUUCCACAAAUCUUUCUGUGCUCCCUUUGGUCUAUUCCAAUGCCACAACACCACCUGCUCUGUGCUGAGUGCCUUGGUUCUCCAUGAUCAGUCAUUGUCAUUUGGGCAGCCUUGCAGCAUGCUGUCUUCCCUCCAUCUGUUGGCUACACUUGCUUGAAGAAUAGGGAAACAAAUGGGCAGUGAACAGUAGUACAGUCUUAGGACAUAGGUUUUUAUGUUAUGAUGGUGCACGUAAAUGUACGGGUGCCACAAUAAAUACCAUUCACUCCCUUGUGCUCCCAUCACAAAGCCGUCAGAAGAAUUGUAUGGGGUGUAUGUGUGUGUGUGUG